Messenger RNA from Colletotrichum phormii, 798 nucleotides. Its product is annotated as Sec1-binding region of Mso1-domain-containing protein. NCBI's taxonomy places the organism in Eukaryota, Fungi, Ascomycota, Sordariomycetes, Glomerellales, Glomerellaceae. The coding region runs from base 1 to 798 and encodes 265 amino acids. The record is from RefSeq and is a predicted model, not a curated record. The transcript has a single exon.
AUGUCAUCUUGGUACUCGAGGAUCCUCACCAACACCACCUCUCAGAUCUCGAACCUGCAGAGUCGCUUGUUGCAGAGCGAAAAUGACGGCGACACGGAAGACGACACUCAUGUAUGCAGAGUGCUGAGAGGCUACUACACCGAGAAGGGCCGUCCGUUCCCUGGCUGGUUGCCGCCCGACCCAAAGGCACCGCCCCCAGCAGCACCCGUCUACGCCCAACCAGCUCAACAAGUCGGCUCACGAUACGGAGGUCUGCAGCAGCCACAGCAAGCUGGUCCCGCGACGGGCUUGAGCUCUCUGUGGGACAACAACGGCGGCGCGCAACAGAGGCAGGACACGAUGAGCCUGCGACAAGGUCGCGGGGCUCCCCCACCGAUGCGAGGCGCCGAGCAGCAGCCCGCGCGACUGAGCCCUUUUGCCCGAGCCGGGGACAAUGGACGCGAAGAGGUGCAGGCCCGACCCCUGCCCAGUCAGCGAGCGGGCAGCUACCAGCAAAGUGCGGCCUACGGAAGGGACACGACGAGCACACCGCCGGGUAGCUCAGCGGGCGGCUCAGCACAGGAUCGGCUUAAGCAGCGACUAUGGGGAGGUGCGAGAACAACCAGUCCGGCGUCCGGAGGCCAAGGACCAUUCCAACCACCGACGGGCAGAGGUGGAAGCGGUGACUACGAGGACCGAUUUGCCCCGGGCGGCAUGUACGAGGGCGGAGGCGGCGGUGGUGGUGGCAGUGGUGGGCGAACAGGACUGCCUGCUGGUCCAAGACGUCAAGGUCUCCCAAGUGGUCCUCGUAUGAGGUAG